Molecule: messenger RNA, 1569 nt
Organism: Lachancea thermotolerans CBS 6340
Lineage: Eukaryota; Fungi; Ascomycota; Saccharomycetes; Saccharomycetales; Saccharomycetaceae
Gene: GLE1
Product: nucleoporin GLE1
Exons: 1
Coding region: 1-1569 (522 amino acids)
Biological process (GO): regulation of translational termination; poly(A)+ mRNA export from nucleus; regulation of translational initiation
Cellular component (GO): nuclear pore cytoplasmic filaments; cytoplasm; nuclear pore
Molecular function (GO): inositol hexakisphosphate binding; phospholipid binding; translation initiation factor binding
Source: RefSeq, a predicted model, not a curated record
AUGCGGUUCAAUUAUGAAGAGUUGUGUAAUAUUGACUCCCCGGAAUGGCAUGACGAAGACGAAUACACGGUUAUUGGCGGCGACGAUGAGCAUGUUCCACAGCUGAGGCUUCCUAGGCAUGUAAAAAGGGACACAGUACCCAGUGACAGUAUAGGAGUACUUGAUUCAGGUUUGGCUGAGCUGAUGAAUGAACUAGACUUGGGCUCAAAGAUUCCCGGCCCAAGCAGAUUGAAACCAGGAAUAUGGCGAAAAAGGACAAAAUCACUGAGCAAAUCAGAGAGUAAGCCUUUCAACCCAACACCAGCGAGGCACAGCUAUGAACCCGAAAUGUUUUUAAACUUACGCGAAUCUCUCGCGAAGAGUAUACUGAUGAAGCUAGAGACACUAGAAAGGGACAAUGCAGAGAGAGUGCAAGAGGUCAAAAACGAAAAAGAGCGCAUUCGGAUGGAGCAGCAGAGAAUUGAGGAGGAGCAGAAGCGAAAAGCCGAAGAGCAAGCGAGAAUCAGGCGAGAGGAAGCCGAGAAGCUGCGACAAAGGGCCGAAAUGGAGCGGAAGCAGCAGCUUGAAGAACAAAAGCGCAAAGAAGCGGAGCGAAAGCGACUAGAAGAAGAGAGACGUAAACAAGAGGCAGCGGAGAAAGAGCUCAAGGCCCAGGAGGAAGCGAAAAAGGUUUUUGGGCUCACUAAUUUCUCAAAAGUUGAGGAUUUCUUCAAACACUACAAACAUAGGAUCAAAGCAAUCAAAUCCGAGAUUGUUGAGCCUGUCAAAAAAGACACGAGCUUGAAGUCUAUUCUGUCAAAGCAUAAACGCAAAAUCAACCCUAAAUUUGGACAGCUUACCAACAGCGAACAACAUUUGGCAACCAUCUUUUCAGAGCUCUCCUCACUGGUAGAUGAGACAAAAGCAAACCAGCUCGGAUACCAAUGGAUUUUGAACUUCAUCGCUAAAGCUCUAGUCUCGCAGGCCGAAACAGAGGUUAGGGUUAAACCCGAGAGUGCCCUGCCUCUCGGAAAGUUAGCUCUCAAUUUGCUUGCUAGAUAUCCCGAACUCCUGGAUUUCUUGAUGGCGCGUUUCGUCAAAAAGUGCCCACUUGUUAUAGGCUUCACCUGUAACAUUAACUCAGAAGAAGGAAGAUAUAAGAUGGGAUGGAAAAGGGCCCAGAACGAUACCUGGGAAGAAGAAACAUCGUAUGAUGAACGAAUGGGGGGCAUAACUACUCUGUUUUCUGUGAUUACGCGUCUCCCGCUUCCUCUAGAAAUUAUUUCGUCCCAAGCUCACCCUCUACCUAUUGUGCAUUCCUGGCAGAUGCUUGCUCGCAUUGCCAAUACUCAUACAGACCUAUUGACCAACACUCACUUCGUGGUUUUAGGAUCCUGGUGGGACGCUGCAGCCGCCCAAUUCGUACAGGCUUACGGAAACCAGGCGCGGAAACUUAUGAGUCUUCUCACCAACGACUUGACAAAUGCUGUUGCAGAGCGCAAGUAUGUUGGGGCCGCGAGGCUUCGUAUUCUGUCAGAGGAUUAUGAGACUUCGGGCACUCUAAAGUCGUUCCCCGAAAUGAAUGCGUAA